AUGCUCGAUCGAGGUUGGCCGAGGUUUGAUGCAGCGCCAUGGAGACGUGGAUCCUCGAUGCUUGACCUUUUCUCUGAGCGGUUCCAUGUGUUCCAGUCGAAGACGGGACUUGAUGAUGAGUCGUUGCACGUCGCGGGCUGGACAUUCAAGUAUCGUGUUCAUUUACACGUCGCGUACUCAUCCGUGGCUGCUGCUGAUGGAAAUCGUGAAAGCGGUCAACAAAUGGAGAGAAAUACGACGACGGGAAGACAGACAGAAGCGAAGUUAUACUACAUGUGUACAGCUGGAUUGCAAGAUAACGCUCACAUGGCAAUGAAUGCAGAACAAUGCGACAAACACACUGCUCAUUGA
This is a messenger RNA of Neurospora hispaniola, 351 nucleotides long. RefSeq lists its product as uncharacterized. The transcript has 3 exons. NCBI's taxonomy places the organism in Eukaryota, Fungi, Ascomycota, Sordariomycetes, Sordariales, Sordariaceae. The record is from RefSeq and is a predicted model, not a curated record. The coding region runs from base 1 to 351 and encodes 116 amino acids.